AUUUUUGCAGCUUUGAUGAGGAAACGGAGCUCUGUUGUAGAAAUUGUUCACGUCUUAUUGCCGAGGUUUCAUUUCACUGUAGUCGUAUUGAUUGAUUAUUGAUGGAGCCGUGGGUGUUGAGCUCCCACAUCAACAACAUAAGACCUGGUCGUCUACUGGCAUACAAUUAUUGUUGCUUCGUCCACCUCAUUGCUGGAGCUGCUGGACAUGGCAACUUCUCUUUUCACGUCUCUCUUCCGCCGUGGUCCUGUAACGCCCCCCACCCUUAUCAACUUCCCAUAUACCCUCGAAACCAACCCAUAUCACUGCAAGCGCAUAUGGCCUCCCGACUUCACCCAGCUAUCAACAAGACAUCAAUUCCGACUUGAGCGUCGCUACCGCCGGCGUACGAAGCUCAAGUGGGCUCGCCCGAACUGGAAAAAAGCUGUGACUUUGGUACAGUGGGCCAGCAUCUUAUUCGUCGCCGUCUACGGCUUUGGGUAUUUGGAGACGGGGAAGGGUAGGACGGUGAUGGAUGAGAUUCGGCAUUGGGGUAGAGAGCAGAUCAAGGCGUUGGAAGAUCCAAGGGCUCGGCUGGCGAGGGAAAGUAAAGGUGGUACCGAGUCGCAGAAGGGAUGAAAGGUGGUAGAGUCUUAGUAACAAGAAGCUUGCAUUGGUCAGAUGGGCCGUGAGCAAGACAAGCCAUGGACAAGUGGCGGGUGGUCGAAGUGAGCGUCCGAGAGCUUCCGAUGCCACGGGUUAGGAUCAGCCUUCACCUCUCAUGAUGCAGACACUUCCGCGUAUUGCACGCAACAGGCAUCGUCACGCGCACUAGCAGCGGCGUCAGCGAGGAAGCACUGGCAGAAGAGCACCGCAAGAGUGCGUCUGGCGCAACGACAAC
Molecule: messenger RNA, 880 nt
Organism: Baudoinia panamericana UAMH 10762
Lineage: Eukaryota; Fungi; Ascomycota; Dothideomycetes; Mycosphaerellales; Teratosphaeriaceae
Exons: 1
Coding region: 208-618 (136 amino acids)
Source: RefSeq, a predicted model, not a curated record